This is a messenger RNA of Diorhabda sublineata, 3113 nucleotides long. RefSeq lists its product as uncharacterized. NCBI's taxonomy places the organism in Eukaryota, Metazoa, Arthropoda, Insecta, Coleoptera, Chrysomelidae. The record is from RefSeq and is a predicted model, not a curated record. Bases 896 to 2881 code for a protein of 661 amino acids. The transcript has 3 exons.
UUUCAUUUGUUUUAUUUUGUGACUAAUGUAAUUAUUUUGUGAGGCUAUUUUCGAUAAUAAACAACCAUGACACUGAAAAUUCCAGCAUUUUUUUAUUUAUUAAGUCCAAAAAAAAUUGAGAUCUUUUUAUAUAGUAUUUAAACAAAACCUAUAAUAUUAUCUAAUAUCUAUAAAUAAUUUUUUUUAAGAAACUUCCUAUAAAAAUUUAUAAUUGGCGGGAUCUACUAAGGUAACGCGUAUGCGCUUGCGCCGCUAGCCAACAUGAUGAUGACAACCCGCCAUCCACAACAAACGAACGAACGGCUAUUGUGAUUUUAUAUCAAUCAUAAACCGGCUUGGUUAUUAUGAUUAUAUAUUUUAUUAUGAAUAUAUAUUUUAUUUGGAAUUGAAAAAGUUGAGAGAAGAGGUCAAGGAAGUAAAGACUCUUCUAAAAAACUCUCGAAGUUCAGUAGUUGCUAGUCUACCCAAUAACAUACCCGUGCAGUUUCCAAUAGACGAUCAAAGGAGGUUUGAAAAUUUGGAACAAUAUUUGAAAUCCGAAGAAAAAUUUAAUGAUUUGGCAUCCUACCUUUCCUCAAUUGGAGGAAAUGGCACCACAGCUCAUGUUAAUAGAAUCAUGAGACAACUCUUGACCAACAGUUUGGCCAAAUUGUAUAAUUUUGCUGGGCAGAGAAACAAUAAAGUGCCAUUUUCCAACACUUUAGUGAAAUCUGUUAUCAUUCGUGCCAUACAAAUCAAAACUCCCUUGACCUCUCAAGCAGAUGUGGAAAAUGCUAUCAAAAUAUGGCUAAAAUAUGCCAAACAACGUGAGCAAAAAAGAAAUGCUGGUGCUCUGGUUUGAUUGUAUUAUCAACUACUUUUUAUGAAUUAUUAGCAUAUAUUUUUAUUUUUAAAAAUGUCAAAACGUAAGUUGAAAGAAUUGGUUGGUUCAAGACAAAAGUGUAGAUGGGCUUUACAAGCGACCAAACAAGAAUUUCAAUAUAUGUCAAGAACCUCUGUUAACCCUGGACGGGGUGCAGAAAAUGUUGAUGAAACAAAUGACUGCUUUUUCUUCAAUGAUACUAUUAGCAACACUAGUAAUACUAGUACUAGUACAUCAUCUGUUAAAGUUGAUAAAUCAAUCAGUUCUGAUAACAAUGAUUCAUUAUGCACAGUAACUUCUAUUGCUAAUGAUUUGGCGGAAUGGGCUCUAAAACAUAAAAUUUCACUUUCUGCUUUGACACACCUACUUCAUUUGCUUCAUCCUUACCACCCUGAACUUCCUUUAGACAGUCGUACCUUGUUAUCAACCCCAAAAUUUACACCAAUUGUGGAUAUAGAAUCUGGUCAGUUCUGUUAUUUUGGAUUGAGGAGUGCUCUUUCUAAGCUUAUUUCAAAUGAUACUAGUGUAGACAAAAUUCAAAUUAGUUUUAAUGUUGAUGGCAUUCCACUCUUCAAAAGUUCAAAAAUGCAGUUUUGGCCUAUUUUGGGAUUAAUAAAAAAUAUAUCUGGUAGUAGACCUUUUGCAAUUUCCAUCUUUUGUGGAAAAAAUAAACCACAUCCUUUAAAUACAUUUCUUCAUCCAUUCAUAGUAGAAUUGAAAGAUUUAUUGCAAAAUGGUUUUGUUAUUUGUAACAAACACUUCACAUUAGAGGUACAUAGUUUUGUGUGCGAUGCACCUGCAAGGGCCUAUCUAAAAGGCACUAAAUUCCACUUAGAAUAUUCCUCUUGUGAUAGAUGCACAAUUCACGGAGAAUAUUAUAAACACAAGGUAGUUUUCAAUGGUCAGAAACGCACGAAUGAAUCUUUUCGCUUACAAUUGGACGAUGAGCAUCAUAUCUCGCAGACUAGUUUUCAUGAAUUACCAAUUGAUCUAAUUAGUAGUUUUCCGAUUGACUAUAUGCACAACAUUUGCUUAGGAGUAGUUAGAAAGCUACUGAAUACUUGGAUUGCAGGAUCCUUGAAGGUUAGAUUACAACAUCAGAGAGUUAAUAUGAUUUCAGAACGAUUGCUCAACCUUAAAAAUAUGAUACCAGUAGAAUUCAAUCGAAAACCCCGUUCGCUUAAUGAACUAAAUUAUUGGAAAGCUACUGAAUAUAGAAUGUUUUUAGUGUACUUAGGUCCUUUGGUUCUUAAAGAUAUUGUGGAUUUAGCUAUAUAUGAAAACUUUCUUGCUCUUCAUUUUUCUGUUUCAAUAUUGUUAUCACAGAGCCAUAUUGAAAAAUUUAAAAUCCCUUUUGUGAGAAAUAUCAUAAAUGUAUUUAUCAAACAUUCAAAAUCUUUGUAUGGUUUGGAGUUCAUGGUUUAUAAUGUACACUUAAUGUCACAUCUUUGUGAUGAUGUAGAUUUAUUAGGCAAAUUGGACAAUUUUUCGACUUUUCCGUUUGAAAAUUAUUUGGGAGAGAUAAAAUCAUUAAUAAAAUCUCCAACCAAUCCCCUACAACAAGUUCAUCGACGACUUGUUGAAAAGGAUUUUUUAAUUUCACAGCCAGUAUCUAAUAUUACGUAUAAAUUGGAAAGUAAACAUACAUUGGGACCACUUAUUUUUGACGAAAAUUUGAAAUGGAAUCAACAGUUUCAUAAAUUGAGAUUACCAGGCAUAGCAUUAUCAGCAUGUAAUCAUUCUAAGGCGGAUAGUUAUGUUUUAAUUGGGAAUAAAAUAGUUGAAAUUCAUAAUAUAGUAAAAUCUGCUGACAGUCAAAUAUAUCUUAUUUGCAAAGAGUUUCUUGGCUAUUCAGACUUAUAUACAUAUCCAUAUCCUUCCAGCAAUUUAAAUAUUUUCAUAGUUGAAAAUCUCACAGAUCUCAAAAUAUGGCCUGUUGGGAAAAUAACUGCCAAAUGUAUUGUUCUUGAAUUAAGGGGUUCUCUAAUGGCGAUGCCUAUUAUUCAUAGCCAAUUUUAGGUUCUUUUUUUCCAAUUUUUCAUGCAAAUAGAGCAGUCAUUUGUUUCACAGGACAUUUUGACAUUUUAAAAUAUUACUUUCAUAAUAAAUAAACCAUAUACUAUUCAGUAUUUCUAAUUUGAACAGAUAUUACAAUACAUUGUUAAUUUGUUUUAUGAAAACUGGAAUUUUAAGUUUCUUUUGCAGUUAUAUCAUGUUUUUCAUGCUAUUGAUAAAUAAAUUUUAUCAAAAU